AUUGGUGGCUAUGUACAUCAAAACAAUGACAGAAGAAGCUAAGCUCCAAGGACAAUUUUGUCAUUAUGUACAUCCAAGAAAUAGUUGAAUCUGACAGAUUUCCCGGGAAAUUGUGAUUCUUGUGAACAAAGAAGAGAAAGUCCUUAAGAUCCCAAAAACAGUAGCAAUCUUUUAGCAUCUGAUUAUCAGGGGCAUGACACAACAAACUAUUUAUUUAAAUGCCCAGUUUUAUAGGUCCCUUCUUUUUCCUCUUCUUCCUUGGCAAGCAAAAGAGAGAACGAAAAGGUUACACUUACUUGAAAGACAUUUAUGAGGGAAGAAAAAAUGGCAAUAGAUAGAGCAUCAUCAUUUCCAGAGGCUGAUGUUGAUCAAGCAUUGAACCCUAGCCAAAACAAGGAGUUUGAAGUUGAUCCUGUAUCAUCAGAUAUUGCCACCUCAGGGGAGACUCGGCAGGCUGCACGAAAAAGGGAGAGGGAAAAGCAGGAUGCUAUGCAUAAACUCAAAACAACCAUCUUAGUUUCAGCCAUGAUCAUUGCUGUUGCCGGGGCUGUCUUUGCCGUAACCAAAAAAUUGAGAGAGAGAUGA
Populus nigra (black poplar) is the source of this 585-nucleotide messenger RNA. RefSeq lists its product as uncharacterized. The transcript has 2 exons. Bases 310 to 585 code for a protein of 91 amino acids. Lineage: Eukaryota; Viridiplantae; Streptophyta; Magnoliopsida; Malpighiales; Salicaceae. The record is from RefSeq and is a predicted model, not a curated record.